AGCCGGUUCUCCUCGCAAGGACUCCUGGCCCCUCCCGUAUCGAUGUAACCGAGUUGGGGAAAGUGUGGUUUCCGUUGAACAUGGAGAAGUUCUUCAUCCUGCUUGGAUUCUACCUUUAGCCCUUGGGAGCAUUCUCUAACACAUCCAAACUACCAUCCAGACCCAAGAAACCGAGGUCCACAACAGGUCAAGAUGGGGUUUAUAUUCUCAAAAUCUAUGAGUGAAAACAUGAAAAACCAACAGGAGUUUAUGCUUAUGAAUGCUCGACUCCAGCUGGAAAGGCAGCUAAUGAUGCAGAAUGAAAUGAGAGAAAGACAAAUGGCCUUGCAGAUUGCUUGGUCUCGGGAAUUCCUCAAAUAUUUUAGAACUUUUUUUGGCAUUGCAGCCAUAUCUUUAACAGCUGGAGCAAUAAGAAGGAAGAAGCCAGCCUUCCUCUUCCCUAUUAUUCCAUUAAGCUUCAUCUUCACAUACCAGUAUGACUUAGGAUAUGGAACCCUUCUACAAAGAAUGAAAGGUGAAGCUGAGAACAUACUGGAAACAGAAAAGAGUAAGUUGCAGCUGCCAAGAGGUGUGAUCACUUUUGAAAACCUUGAAAAAGCCAGAAGGAAACAGAGUAAAUUCUUCAUAGACAAAUGAAAUCAUGUUUACCCACCAAAUCUCAAAACACAAUUAUUGACUUGAAUCAUGGUUUUUACAAAUUUUUAGAUGAUUGAGAUUUUGAUAUCAUGGAUUUUAUUUUAAAAUAUUAAAAUGCAAGAUGGGUUUUGUUAAACUAUUUUAAAAUAAAAUUUAUAACAUCAACACAAAAUCAUGGAGGUACGCUAAAUAACUUUCAUAUUUCCUAUGUAUGUGUGUAUUACAAAUAUCUAAAUGUAUAAUUAAUAAAUUAUAUUGUUUUG
This is a messenger RNA of Neomonachus schauinslandi (Hawaiian monk seal), 899 nucleotides long. It is a transcript of the gene PLGRKT, whose product is annotated as plasminogen receptor with a C-terminal lysine. The transcript is spliced from 6 exons. Bases 193 to 636 code for a protein of 147 amino acids. Lineage: Eukaryota; Metazoa; Chordata; Mammalia; Carnivora; Phocidae. The record is from RefSeq and is a predicted model, not a curated record. Gene Ontology annotation, cellular component: plasma membrane. Gene Ontology annotation, biological process: positive regulation of plasminogen activation.